Molecule: messenger RNA, 1629 nt
Organism: Botrytis deweyae
Lineage: Eukaryota; Fungi; Ascomycota; Leotiomycetes; Helotiales; Sclerotiniaceae
Exons: 4
Coding region: 1-1629 (542 amino acids)
Biological process (GO): transmembrane transport; carbohydrate transport
Cellular component (GO): membrane
Molecular function (GO): carbohydrate:proton symporter activity
Source: RefSeq, a predicted model, not a curated record
AUGGCAUCUUUAGCCCCGCCCGAUAUACCUGAAACGACCAAAGACUCUGCAUACUCGAAUACUACUCCAAAUGACCAAGAAGAGCACAUGGAAGCUUCCUAUCGUCCCUACGUUGAGAGCGGACUCAAAGGCAUUAUCGAUUCACCUUACGUUGCUGAGGCCGCCGUUUUGAGUACGGUUGGCGGACUUCUCUUUGGGUAUGACCAAGGCGUGGUCUCUGUCGUUCUUGUCAUGGAAAGCUUCGUUCUGGAUUUUCCUCGUAUAGGCCCUCACUCUAGCGGCUUUUGGAAGGGCAUUUUGACAGCUAUGAUCGAACUUGGGGCUUUUUUCGGGGCUCUAAACCAGGGUUGGAUUGCCGAUAAAUACUCGAGGAAAUACUCUAUAAUAAUCGCUGUGGUUAUAUUCCUAUUGGGAAGCAUUUUGCAGACUGCGGCUGUCAACUUCAACAUGCUUAUCAUUGCCAGACUCGUGGGAGGCAUUGGUAUUGGUAUGCUCUCAAUGGUUACGCCCAUAUAUAUCGCGGAAAUAGCACCGCCCGAAAUUCGUGGUGCAUUACUCGUCAUGGGCAAGUGGUUUCAAUUGUCCAGUACAAUUCAUACAAUCAAAGUGCUAACUAGUCAUGCAGAGGAGCUUUCCAUUGUUGUAGGAAUCGUCGUUGCUUUCUGGAUAACCUUCGGCACAAGAUACUUAAGUGGCGAGUGGGGCUGGCGCCUUCCUUUCUUUAUACAAAUCGUUCCUGCCUUAUUCUUGGGAGCCGGGGUGUACUUCCUUCCAUUUUCACCAAGAUGGCUUUCUUCCAAAGGACGUGAUGAUGAGGCUUUGAAAGUCCUAUCGAAGCUGAGACAAUUGCCAGAAACCGAUUCAAGGAUCCAGGAAGAAGCACGUCAUAUACGCAACGAAGUCUCGCACAUUCGAGAUAUUCACCUACAGAAACACGAAAAUCUUAUAAACUCACCCAUGAAGUUCGAAAUAGCUUUGUGGAGAGACUGCUUUGCGUCGGAUUCUAUUAAGCGCACGCACAUUGGUAUACUUAUCAUGUUUUUCCAACAAUUCGUCGGUAUAAAUGCCCUAAUUUACUAUUCUCCAACUCUGUUUGCUAGAAUGGGCUUGGGGUCAGAGAUGCAACUUAUCAUGUCGGGCGUUCUAAAUAUCUGCCAGCUCGUUGGUGUAGGCUCUAGUCUCUUUACAAUGGAUCGAUAUGGAAGAAGGCCCUUAUUGAUCAUAGGCUCGUUUUUUAUGACUAUUAGCCAUGUUAUGAUAGCUGUCAUGGUCUGCCUAUUUUCUUAUGACUGGCAUACCCACCAAGCAGCUGCCUGGGUCAGUGUAGCAUUUCUCCUCUUCUACAUGGUGAUUUUUGGAGCAUCCUGGGGUCCUGUUCCUUGGGCAAUGCCAUCGGAGAUCUUUCGAAGCGAUCUUCGUGCAAAAGGCGUCGCUCUAAGCACCUGCUCUAAUUGGCUGAACAAUUUCAUCAUUGGUCUGAUAACGCCGCCGCUAGUAGUAUAUACUAAUUGGGGGGCGUACGUCUUCUUCGGGGGGUUUUGUGCAUUGUCUGGGGUAUGGACAUGGCUUUAUGUCCCAGAAACAAAGGGAUGCAAACUAGAAGAUAUGAAUGACCUCUUCGAUAAAUAA